UGUUAGCUGCGUUAGCUCAGUGGAAUUAGCGGGGAGAUGAGAGUGUAGUUGUCGCGUUAAUUAUUGUUUUACUCAUAAUUAAAUAACCAUGUCUUCAGUGGAGUAUCUGAGAGAGUUUGUCAACGAGCGACUAACUGCUGCUGCUGAAGAAAUAUUCGGAGUUUUUAAAAGAACCAUCGUCGAGUACGAGGACGUGAUCGACCGUCAGCGCAAACUGUUGGAUGUCGUUUGGAAACCCGACAUAGAGCUUAUCAGGAUAGAGCUCCCACAGCAACAUGUCUGUAAGGAGAUGGAGGAGGAGGGUCUGGCUGAGCAGCAGCUCCGCAUUCAGGAGAUGAACUCCAGUGUGGACCAAGAGGAGCCAGAGCCUCCACUGAUUAAAGAGGAAGAGGAGGAAGUGUGCAGCAGUCAGGAGGGAGAGCAGCUUGUACUGAAGCAGGAGACUGAUGGUUUCAUGUUGAUUCCUCCUUAUGAGGAAAGUGACCACAGUGAACCAGAAACAAACAGUGACCACCAGCUCCUCUCUUACAGCUCUCAUGUCACUGAGAGCCAAGAUCAGGUUGGAGGCGAGCAGGAAGACUCGGGAUCAACUAGAAAUACAGAGCUUCAACCAAAUAAAAGACAUCAUGAAAGCAGUAUUCACAGGAGCAAUGAUAACAACUGUACCAUGUCAAAGAUCCACAGUACCACUCACAGAGGUAGAAAUUAUUUCAAAUGUGACACAUGUGAGAGAGUUUUCAAGUUUAGGUCCCAGCUGUAUGCACACAUGAGACAACACACAGGUGAGAAGCCGUUUUUGUGCAAAACAUGUGGGAAAGCUUUCAGACGUAACGGUGACUUGAAAGUCCAUGUGAGAAUCCACACAGGUGAGAAGCCGUACGUCUGCAGGACCUGCGGGAAAAGAUUCUGUGAGAUGUCCGCAUUGACGAGGCACAUGAAAACCCACACAGGUGAGAAGCCACAUACCUGUAAAACAUGCGGAAAAGCUUUCAGGCGUCGUGAUGACUUGAGGGUCCACUUGAGAACUCACUCGGAUGAGAGGCCGUAUACGUGCGAAACAUGCAGGAGAGAUUUCAGAUCUAGCAGUAACUUGAAAAGCCACAUGAGAAAGCGUGUAUGUGAGAAGCUGUCAGUGCAACACAGAGGUUCCAGUUGUGGUCACACCCAUCCAGGUGAGAAGGUGUGUCAUUGGAAAUGACAUGGAAGAAUUUUAAAGGUCCAGUGUCAAGGAUUUAGGGGGUAUACUGAAAAAAUGGAAUAUAAUAAGAUAAGUAGUGUAUAUUCACCUGAAAAUAAGGAUGUUCUUGUUUUCGUUACCUUAGAAUGGGACGUUUAUAUCGACAUAAGGAGCAAAACCUCGUUUAUGGAGACAGCCAUUUUGCACCGCCAUGUUUCUACAGUAGUCCAGUACAGACAAACUAAACACUGGCUCCAGGUAGGGCCAUUUGCAUCUUUUGCGUCAGCCACCGUAGUGAGAAGCCCAUCUGCAACAAACAUCGUCAGUAAAACACUGAUUUGCAACAUUAAACUGCUUUAUUCAGUGUUUUUACCGGUUUAAAUCACAGGGUCGGUU
Molecule: messenger RNA, 1573 nt
Organism: Epinephelus lanceolatus (giant grouper)
Lineage: Eukaryota; Metazoa; Chordata; Actinopteri; Perciformes; Serranidae
Biological process (GO): regulation of DNA-templated transcription
Molecular function (GO): RNA polymerase II cis-regulatory region sequence-specific DNA binding; DNA-binding transcription factor activity, RNA polymerase II-specific
Source: RefSeq, a predicted model, not a curated record